Messenger RNA from Myotis lucifugus (little brown bat), 1050 nucleotides. It is a transcript of the gene KCNK3, whose product is annotated as potassium two pore domain channel subfamily K member 3. The record is from RefSeq and is a predicted model, not a curated record. Gene Ontology annotation, molecular function: open rectifier potassium channel activity; potassium ion leak channel activity. Lineage: Eukaryota; Metazoa; Chordata; Mammalia; Chiroptera; Vespertilionidae. Gene Ontology annotation, biological process: stabilization of membrane potential; potassium ion transmembrane transport. The transcript is spliced from 3 exons. The coding region runs from base 1 to 1050 and encodes 349 amino acids. Gene Ontology annotation, cellular component: membrane.
AUGGCUGCCGGACCCCACAGAGACUGCCCCCACCUCCAGGACUCCCCCUGCAGCUCUGAAGGCGGCCAGGGCAGCUGUAGCUCAAGCCCCAGAGUGCAGGAAGGCUAUGGCCACGCAGCGCCCAGCACGGACGGCGGCAAGGUGUUCUGCAUGUUCUACGCGCUGCUGGGCAUCCCGCUCACGCUGGUCAUGUUCCAGAGCCUGGGCGAGCGCAUCAACACCUUCGUGAAGUUCCUGCUGCACCGCGCCAAGCGGGGCCUGGGCAUGCGGCGCGCCGACGUGUCCAUGGCCAACAUGGUGCUCAUCGGCUUCUUCUCGUGCAUCAGCACGCUGUGCAUCGGCGCGGCCGCCUUCUCCUACUACGAGCACUGGACCUUCUUCCAGGCCUACUACUACUGCUUCAUCACGCUCACCACCAUCGGCUUCGGCGACUACGUGGCGCUGCAGAAGGACCAGGCGCUGCAGACGCAGCCGCAGUACGUGGCCUUCAGCUUCGUCUACAUCCUCACGGGCCUCACGGUCAUCGGCGCCUUCCUCAACCUCGUGGUGCUGCGCUUCAUGACCAUGAACGCCGAGGACGAGAAGCGCGACGCCGAGCACCGCGCGCUGCUCACGCGCAACGGGCAGGCGGGCGGGAGCCUGGGGGGCGUUGGGGGCGGCGUGGGCAGCGGCGGGGGCGCGGGCGGCAGCGUGCACACCACGGACACCGCCUCCUCCACGGCGGCGGGGGCGGCGGGCGGCGGCGGCGGCUUCCGCAACGUCUACGCCGAGGUGCUGCACUUCCAGUCCAUGUGCUCCUGCCUCUGGUACAAGAGCCGCGAGAAGCUGCAGUACUCCAUCCCCAUGAUCAUCCCGCGGGACCUCUCCACGUCCGACACGUGCGUGGAGCAGAGCCACUCCUCGCCGGGAGGGGGCGGCCGCUACAGCGACACGCCCUCGCACCGCUGCCUGUGCAGCGGGGCCCAGCGCUCGGCCAUCAGCUCCGUGUCCACCGGGCUGCACAGCCUGUCCACCUUCCGGGGCCUCAUGAAGCGCAGGAGCUCCGUGUGA